AUGUUGAAAUUUUACAAGGUGGUCCACAAACUCUCUUUUCGGUUCUUAUUUUACUCAGCAAUACUUUCAUAUUUUAUGAGAGAGAGAGAAGAACGAUGUGUGCUGUUGUAAUAAGCGUUAAAAAGCCCCGAAAAGAGAGCUCGUUGCGGGCCGCGCUUUCCACACUAAAAUCCAGUGUCGAAGGUAUCGAAAGUAUCUCUUUUCGCGCUCUUUUCGGGUCUUGUUUUGAGCUCUCUCUCAUUAAACAUGGCCUCAAAGCGCUCUCCCUAGUGCUGAGCGUAACAUAAGCCCCGAAAAGAGAGAUUUGCGGGCCACCUUGCAUAAUUUCAGCUUUGCCAGUAUCGAUAGUAUCGAAAGUAUCGAUGCACUAUCGAUACACGCUGCCCAGCCGGUGUCCAGCGGGUGAUUAGCAACACUGUGAAUGUGAAGCUCUCUGAAAAAGUUUUUCUGGUGAAAAUUGUUCGAUUUCGGCAAAAAAAAAAAAAACAUGGACGAGGCUAAGGGCGAUAAAACUAUGCGCUUUCUAUCGAUGAACAUCAAAGACUGCCUCGGCUGCAGCGAUGUGAGCGUGUCGUUCCCCCAAUCGAACAGCGUGCACGUGCUGCUGUACAAGCCGAUGGGGCAGGAGCAGGCCCGCGACACCGUCAAUGUGGCCGUGACGCCUGUGGCACAGGCCAUACAGCUGCUGUGCACUCGGACCUUUCCGGACGCCGAGAGCUUGGAGCGGCUGCCGCUGCUGGAGGUGGGACGCGGCAGCGUUUCCCUGCGCUUUCAGGUGUUGCAGCCCGCACCCUCGGAGGAGGACAGCGACAGCGACUUGGACCUGGAGCCGUCCACAUCGGCGCAGGCAAGAGUGCGUCUCGAGGAGCGGAAGAAACGCCACGAGGCGGCACGUAAUCGCAAGAAAAUCUUCGUAGUCGAAAAGGAGGUGAUGGUCGAGCGGCGAUUCGACGAUCCCCAGAGUCUGGACUGGGUCACCUUUACGGUGAACGGUGGCGAUAUCCUCAAAUGGCAGCUGGACGAGUUCCACGCUCAGUUCUUCGAGGAUCCCCAGUACUCGUCCAUCCAUCUGUGGGAUCUGCAGCACAAGUGCGCCGGCAAUUGGCUGCAGAUCAUCCGGCCGGACGGCAAUGGCUACAAAAACUUUCAGACCCCGGGCAAUCCUUUUGAGAUCUUUGCCAAGCUCUUCGUUCGCAAGGAGCUGGAUGAGGAGAAUUUGGUGUGCAAAUUGGCCGAAUCCUGUAUUACCGUCAACGAGGCCGUACUCCGCUCGGAGCGUCAGUUUGUGAUGCAGGUGUUCAACUAUGUGCGCGGCAUAUUCGAGUACAUCACCAUGAAGCAGUAUACGGUGUGGUUCCUGGUGCCCGGCGCCCAGGGCCCUCAAAGUCUGACCGAAGAGGAUCUCGACUUCGAUUUGCGUACUGUGCGCACUUCCAUCCGUAUUGCUGGCGACAACAGGAACAUCUUCUGGAGCCAGUCCGAUCACAAUGUCCAGAACUUGCUGAUGGUCUCCUUCCAGUUGGCCCUGAGCAGCAUUGCCAAGCAAUCGGUGCUGAUUAUCAGCCAUUUGGAUAAGGUUUGCACUGUGUGCCUUUGAGUCUACGUUUCUCUUGAUCCCCCCCUCCAC
Drosophila miranda is the source of this 1627-nucleotide messenger RNA. Its product is annotated as protein ORD-like. The coding region runs from base 488 to 1597 and encodes 369 amino acids. NCBI's taxonomy places the organism in Eukaryota, Metazoa, Arthropoda, Insecta, Diptera, Drosophilidae. The record is from RefSeq and is a predicted model, not a curated record. The transcript has 5 exons.